AUGCAGCAAGAAGAAAUCAAAGCUGGGUUUCAGAGUGACGCGACCGGGUUUAUGGGCAUACUUACCAACAACGUUAUGCCGACCACUGAACGGUUCGAUAAUAGUCUGCGAAAUUCUGUAACAGACAGCAUGACUACGCGUAAGCUCUCUGUAAAACCCGUGUUGAGCAUUAAUGUGUUAACCUGUUUGAUGUGCAUGGCUCAGGAACAUAUGAUGUAUAGGAAAGCUUUGGACUCGUUUCCCAAAAAUCACAAGCAAGCUCAAGAGUGUAUUCAAGAAAAGAUUGAGAAGUCUUCUGAAAGUGUCGAAGCUUUUUGGACAUCGAUCGAGAAAAACUUGUACGAAGAUCAAAUAAAUAUCGCAAGGGCUGAUGGAAUCCUGCACAUGUUCAAGGCAACGAACCAGAGUCAGCAAUAUGUUACUAAUAUUCAACACCAAGAUCUCCGUAGUUUGUACCCAUACCGAAUAUUAAAGAAGAAAGAUCGAAAUGGGUACACUACGCCUUGCCCAAUAACAAAUUCAUUGGAGGAUAAUCCGGCGGACGAAUCAAGAUCAAAGAGACGGAUACUCGCAAAGACUGAUGAUGAUAGUUACAAGAGCGAUGAACAUGAUGAGCGUGGUGAUAGUGAUGAGGCGAGUGAUGAGAAUAGUGAUGAGGAGAGUGAGAGUGGAUUAGUACUAAACACAGAAAUAAUAGGGUUUGAUGACUUUAUCGAACAAGCGGGCAAAUCUUUCACUUUCAAAGCGAAGAAUAUUUCAUCGUUGUUUAAAUCAUAUCGAUCUGAAGCAUUGUCUCUGGCGCAAGAAUCUGAUGAUUACUCCGACGUGCAAAUAAAAAAGUUUUCCAGAGAUACACUUGAGGAUCUAAGAAAGGAUACCAGGUCAAAGAUUCUUGGGAAAGAAAAAUUAUCUAAAGAUAUUAAGUCGAUCCUUCAAGAAUACGUUGAGAUUGCUCUUGACGACGAAGAUGGUGGAUUGAGUAGGCUUCGGAAAUUAAUAAUAGAGUCUUAUUCAAAAACAUUCAAUACACCAGAAGAGCUUGAACUUUUUCAGAAGAUGCGGUUAUUAUUUCAACAAUUAGCUAGUAAUAUUCCAAUACAUUCAUCGAAAGAAAAAAUUAGUGAAGGAACAUUAAUAGCCAACAUAAUCAGUCCUGUGUUGCGCAUUUUCUUUCACGAUGUUUCUGUUCACCCUACGAUAUGGCCAAAUACAUCCAGUAGUAGUGCCAAGGUUCGGAAGCUCGCUAAUAAUGACCCUCCUCGCGCUAAGCAACCGAACAUGAUUGGAAAUAAUGUUCUUCAUAAUGGAAGGUUUGCCUAUGAGAUGAUGUAUGGAGAGGUAACAGGUGAAGAUAAUAUUCUGCAGAAAACCGGUGUCAAUUCUAUUGUAUUUGCAUGGCAAUCUAUUGUAACAAAAUGGACCGGAUAUUUCAUGACCUUGAUCGCACCUGGUGUAUACAUAAUGGUAGAUGCGGCAUAUGAACGAGCUUCGAAGAAAGUCUUAUCGGCAAUAAAUAAGGAUGAAGACUCCGAAAACGUCGGGCUCAAAACAUGGUGUCGACCGACACUUGGGACAUCAGAAUUUAAAAAAAUCACCGAAAUCAAAUGA
Molecule: messenger RNA, 1608 nt
Organism: Ambispora leptoticha
Lineage: Eukaryota; Fungi; Glomeromycota; Glomeromycetes; Archaeosporales; Ambisporaceae
Source: the annotation of a GenBank genome assembly